Eruca vesicaria subsp. sativa (arugula) is the source of this 366-nucleotide messenger RNA. NCBI's taxonomy places the organism in Eukaryota, Viridiplantae, Streptophyta, Magnoliopsida, Brassicales, Brassicaceae. The record is from the annotation of a GenBank genome assembly.
AUGAUGAAGUUUGUGACCACUUCUCUUGUUCUUGUUUUCAUCCUAGUCACAGUUGCUGCUGCUAAUGAGAUUGAAAGCCCUCCUCGUUGGUGUCUCCCGAAACCGGGAGUUUCACCGGAGAAGCUGCAGAACGUGUUGGAUUACAUCUGCUCUCGUAUCGCAUGCCUUCAAUCCACUGACCGCUGCUACGCUUCAUCCGAUCUCCCUGGACGAGCCGGCGUCGUCAUGAACAUGUACUUCCAGUUUCACGGUCGCACAGACCAGUCCUGCUACUUCGGUGGAGACAACCGAUCCCCGCUCCUGAGCAUGCGUCUACUACGUCUCAAAACUCUCAACCACUACCUUUAUCCCUCCUCCUCAAUUUAG